Messenger RNA from Dichomitus squalens LYAD-421 SS1, 507 nucleotides. RefSeq lists its product as uncharacterized. Lineage: Eukaryota; Fungi; Basidiomycota; Agaricomycetes; Polyporales; Polyporaceae. The transcript has a single exon. The coding region runs from base 193 to 432 and encodes 79 amino acids. The record is from RefSeq and is a predicted model, not a curated record.
CAUUCGGCGCAAUUGCGUCAAUGCAAACCGGCCCCGUCGAUCGCACGGACAGGGCAAGCAGGGGACGGUGGGACCGCGCGUUCUAUUGGUGCUGCCACGCUAGAACUCCAUCCGUGUGUGUACUCCGCCCUUGACUUCCCGUCUGGGACGAUCGUCGCCGACGAAGCCCGCCCGCGCGAGCUUCCUCUGCCCAUGGGCUCCCCCAGACGCAUUCUGUCACGCCUACGGUUUGGGCAAGGCUCUAUUGUCCUGGGCGAAUGCGACUCCGACACAGGUCCCGCCGCGUUCUCGAACGCGCCCUGCGUUCCAUGCGCUCCCGCGAACGUUGCAGUCUCUAUCGUCCGCCCGACGCAGCCUGGUGCUCGCCCGGGAUUGGUGCGCUGCCUCCGAGUCGUCCUAUGCUAUCACGUUAUGGCCACACACGGAGCGUAGCGAGACCGUGACCGAAUGCAUCCGCGUUUAUAUGACAGUUUCUGUCAAUUGCGCUCCUCACGUAUGACGUCCAAA